GUUUUUGUUUCAGUAGUGUUAAUACAUUGUAACUAAUCAAGGUUUUAGCAAUUUGUAAACUUUGCAAAAAACUAAGUAUGCUGUUUAUUAGUGUUAUGCUAUUAUUGUUGCUUAACAAUGCCUUUGCUGAAAAACUUAAAUUCCAAAGAGGCACAACGGAAGAUUUUUCUUAUUCUUUAACUUCUUCAAAAGCUAAACUGACCGUUGGUCUAAUGACAUGCUUUAGUUCGCCACCAAAAAAUGCUGCCGUCACUUUGGUCAGGCCGACUGAUGCAUCCUUGCAGCACAGAUUUAAAGCAAAAGUUUUGCAGAUAUUUUCCGACAGCUUAAGUAUAGAAUUAGAAAGAGUGGACGUACAUUCUUCUUGGGAGUGGAUCGAACUUAAAAUUGAAUGGAUUGUUUAUUUAGAAAACGCCGGUUCGGAUUGGUUUGAAGCCAGCAAUGGUUUAUUAUACAAGUAUAUUCCAAUUCGUAUGAGCUAUGAAAAGGCAAAAACUGAGUGCAAAAAGCUUGGAGCUUGGGUGGUCGUACAUGCUUCCACUAAUGAAACUGUACUUACGCAAAUGCACAACGAACUCGUGCCUGCAAUUAAGUUAAGGUAUUGGGUCGGUUUGACUAGAAAAGACGGAGUUCAGGACUGGCUGUGGGGAGAUGGAACUCCACUUGAAGAAAAUACACGCUGGGCAACAUUUGAGCCAAAUAACUUACAUUCUGCUGACGAAUUUUGUGUCCUUGGCGGAUAUUCUCUAACAAGCGAAAUUUCGACUUAUUGGGCAGAUGUUAACUGUAACACUCUGCAAGCCGUUUUAUGCGAAAGACCAAAAUAA
This is a messenger RNA of Ciona intestinalis (vase tunicate), 827 nucleotides long. NCBI's taxonomy places the organism in Eukaryota, Metazoa, Chordata, Ascidiacea, Phlebobranchia, Cionidae. The record is from RefSeq and is a predicted model, not a curated record.